This is a messenger RNA of Rosa chinensis, 1284 nucleotides long. RefSeq lists its product as uncharacterized. Bases 58 to 1164 code for a protein of 368 amino acids. The record is from RefSeq and is a predicted model, not a curated record. Lineage: Eukaryota; Viridiplantae; Streptophyta; Magnoliopsida; Rosales; Rosaceae. The transcript has 2 exons.
CUCUCUCUCUCUCUCUCUCUCUCUCUCUUAUAUUUAUGUGCUGCAUGCAUCUUGGGAAUGGCUGAAAUUCAAGGAGGGAACAGUGGCAGUUUUGUAAUGAGGGACUACAGGAAAGGGAACUGGACAGUGGGGGAGACAAUGGUUCUGAUUGAGGCAAAGAAGAUGGAUGAGGAGAGAAGAAUAAUGAAGAGAAGUGGUAGUGGUAGUGGGGAUCAUGGGGCUGAUCAGACCCCCAGAUCAAUAAGCAAACCAGCUGAGCUGAGAUGGAAAUGGGUGGAAGACUAUUGCUGGAAGAAAGGGUGCUUGAGAAGCCAAAACCAGUGCAAUGACAAGUGGGACAAUCUCAUGAGGGACUACAAGAAAGUGAGGGAGUAUGAGAAGAGAAGUGUAGGGGUGGGAGAGAAUAAGGAGUUGGCAUCUUACUGGAAGCUUGAGAAGAGUGAGAGGAAGGAGAGGAACUUGCCCACAAAUAUGGUGCCUCAGAUUUAUGAGGCUUUGGUUGAGGUGGUGGAGAAGAGAGAGAUGGGUAGAAUUGUGGUCGGUGGUGGUGGUGCUUCUGUUUCUGGGUCCAUUAGUCCCAACCCCAACAUUGGAUAUGCGGUGGAGAGACCCAUAAUUAGUGGCAUCCAUCAGUCUACAGUGCUCUCUCCUCCUCCUGUGCUGCAACAGCACCUGAUCCAACCACAACCAAUUUCAGCAAUGCAUCUUUUACCAGCACCAUUGGCAGCUCAACCACCACCUCCUCUUCCAUAUUCUCAACCUAUUCCCCCAACAUGUGAAGGCUCAGAUUCUGAUACAAGUGAGCAUUCAGACUCAACAGCCAAGAGGAGGAGGAGAGGAGGAGGAGCAAGUGGUGGAGGUGGAGAUCAGCAGCAGGGGAUCAGUACCAGUGGGACUGUGAGUGCAAGCACCUCAAGUGAAUUGGGCACUGCUAUUUCCAGAGGAGCUUCCAUGAUUGCAGAAGCUCUUCAGGGCUGUGAGGAGAGUGAAGAGAGGAGGCACAGAGAGAUUUUGAGUUUGCAUGAGAGAAGGAUUCAGAUUGAAGAGUCUAAAACUGAGAUCAACAGGCAAGGAAUCAAUGGCCUUGUUGAUGCCAUUAACAAACUUGCUAAUUCCAUCCAUGCCUUGGCUUCCAACAGCAACCAAUCUUCAGCUCCAAAGUGAAGUGAUCAUCAUGCAUUAUCAUUAUCAUUAUCAUCAUCUUAAUUAUUAAUUACAAUAAUUUUCUAUUUAUAUUUGAGAUAAAAUAGAGAUCAGAUCAUCAUCAUCAGGGCAUUUUAUCAA